AUGGAAAAGGCUAACUUGCUGCGUGGUUUGUAUCCAGUGCCCAGCCUUGGCUCUGUCAGCGCAGUCUUGAGGAGGAGGAGCUACAGGUUCCAGGUGUCUCUGCUGCUGGAUGAGCUGGCCCAUGUUCCCCUGGUGAACGGAGUGCUCUUCUGCAAGGUCAGGCUUCUGGAUGGGAGCUACAAGCACGAGUCUAUGAGGUACAUUAACAUGAGGAAAGAGCCCACUCUGCAGCUCGUCCGCUUCAUAGCAGCUGAUCAGAUUCAGAACCUCAAAAUGGGUUUUGCCGAUAUCAAUCUGUCAGAGUUCGCUGGGUCAGGCUUUCAGAUUCACCACUCAAUCCUGGAGAUGUACGACAGCAGAGCAAGCAAGCCUGACAACUCCAUACUCAAGGUUGGAAUCCAGAUGCAGCUUCUGGCUGGAGACCCCUGCUUCAGAGUGCCAGCGUCUACGACCAACACAGCCACUCUGCCAGAGGUGAGGCCCUCGGUUUCAAACGCCAGCACGGAGCCCCAGGGCACCAGCAGAGACUUUGGGGGAGUCCCGAGCUCGGAUUCUCUGCUCCAGCACUUCGAGGUGUGUGGCUCCCUGUCCCCGGAGGCUGUCCCCCAGGACGUGGAGCAGCAGGAGCGUGUAGCCGUGGCAGGUCAGCUGUCUCGCGUGGGGAAGACCCGGGUAGAUGCUCGAGAUGUGGUGGAGAAUCUGUGUCUCGAGAACCUGGGCCAGGAGACAGACCUGGUCCCCCCCGCGGAGGAUGGUGGUCUAGUGUUGUAUGUUGGCCCUGAUGGUCAGACUUCCCUGGGGCAAGAACACAACCCAGACAGGCAAGUCCCACGCAGGUUUAGAGUGGGGGCAUUCAAACUGCAUAAGAUGGAACGAGCCCAAUGCAGAAGAACCUCAAUGUCAGGAACUCUACUCUUACAGUGAUUAAGAAAGUUUACAAACGAGAGGAGACCAUUCAGCCCAUCUUGCUCGUUUGGUUGUUAGUAGCUUAUUGAUCCCAGAAUCUCAUCAAGCAGCUUCUUGAAGGAUCCCAGGGUGUCAGC
Acipenser ruthenus (sterlet) is the source of this 1043-nucleotide messenger RNA. RefSeq names its product early estrogen-induced gene 1 protein-like. The transcript has 6 exons. Lineage: Eukaryota; Metazoa; Chordata; Actinopteri; Acipenseriformes; Acipenseridae. The coding region runs from base 1 to 924 and encodes 307 amino acids. The record is from RefSeq and is a predicted model, not a curated record.